This is a messenger RNA of Danio rerio (zebrafish), 2539 nucleotides long. It is a transcript of the gene itgb3a, whose product is annotated as integrin beta 3a. Gene Ontology annotation, cellular component: plasma membrane; lamellipodium membrane; focal adhesion. Lineage: Eukaryota; Metazoa; Chordata; Actinopteri; Cypriniformes; Danionidae. Gene Ontology annotation, biological process: positive regulation of cell population proliferation; regulation of transport; regulation of multicellular organismal process. The record is from RefSeq and is marked provisional.
AUUCAGAGAGCAAGCAGAGGUGUUACAGCAGGAGGCCUUCAGUCUUCUGGAUCUAUUAAAAUGGGACUAAACUUGAUAAAAGUUUGGAUGCCAGUUUUGCUUCUCAUUUCCAUCGCUAAAGGCUCUAAUAUUUGCACUUCUAGAGGAGUCAGUACCUGUAAAGAAUGUCUUUCGAUUCACCCGACUUGUGCCUGGUGCUCUCAGGAGGUCUUUCAAAAGGGAGGGUCGGCCCUGUCUCGCUGUGAUCUGAAAGACAAUAUCAUUCAGUCUGGAUGUUCUGGGAAGUUUAUUGAGUUUCCGGUCAGCAGUGUGAAGAUAGUUGAGAACAUACCUCUGAGUGACAAGGCUGGGGGUUCAGGCAGUGACAUCACUCAGAUCCAACCUCAAAAAAUACAGCUCACCCUCAGGCCAGAUGAUUCCAGGAAAUUCACCGUCACAGUGAAGCAGGUUGCUGAUUACCCGGUUGACCUGUACUACCUGAUGGACAUGACCAACACCAUGAGGAAGAACCUGCAGACACUAUAUACUCUGGGCAAUAAUCUGGCCGGAGCUUUACGUGGCGUCACCAGUAACCUGCGCAUGGGAUUUGGAGCAUUUGUAGACAAAACUGUCUCACCGUACAUGUACACUUACCCACCAGAGGUCAUCACGAAUCCGUGCUAUAAGACUUCUGAGUUCUGCCCACCGCAGUUCGGCUAUCGUAACGUGCUGUCUCUGACAGAACAGGUAGAGCGGUUCACUGAGGAAGUAAAGAAACAGAAAGUGUCCAGAAACAGGGACUCUCCUGAGGGUGGAUUUGACGCAAUCUUUCAAGCAGUUGUGUGCAAGGAUAAGAUCGGAUGGAGGUCUGAUGCAUCUCAUUUACUGGUCUUCACAACUGAUGACAUUAGCCAUUCGGCUUUGGAUGCCAGGCUGUCUGGAAUCGUCCAGCCCCAUGAUGGAGAGUGCCACAUAAAUGACCAGAAUGAAUAUGACAAGACCACCAUACUGGACUACCCUUCAGUUGGCAUGAUCACGGAUAAGAUAUCUGAGAACAAUAUCAACCUCAUCUUUGCUGUAACCAGCAAUGUGGCUCCACUGUAUCGUAACUACAGUGAGCUGAUUCCAGGCUCAACAGUGGGAACGCUCACUAAAGACUCAUCAAAUGUUGUGCAACUCAUUCUGGAAUUGUAUGCGAAAAUCAGGUCUAAGGUUGAGCUGGAGCUGUUGAAUGUGCCGGAUGAGUUAUCGCUGUCCGUCACUGCAACAUGUCUGGAUGAUGAGGUCAUUCCAGGAGUACGGUCCUGUGACGGACUCAAAAUUGGAGAUAUGGUUUCGUUCAGCAUUGAGGCCAAACUUCACGGCUGCCCCAAACAGAAGAGUCAGACUUUUACAGUGAAGCCAAUUGGUUUUAAAGACGCUCUUCAGGUCACUGUGGACUUUGCUUGCGAUUGUACCUGUCAGCAGAACUCGGUGCCUGCCAGCCCAUACUGUCAUGAAGGCAAUGGGACGCUGGAGUGCGGCACGUGCCUGUGCGACCCGGGCCGACUGGGCUCCCGAUGCGAGUGCAGUGAGAGCGAAUAUAAACCCACUCAACAGGACAGCUGUAGCCCCAGUCCAGAGGCACGGACCUGUAGUGGACGUGGAGACUGUGUGUGCGGCCAGUGUGCCUGCCGCUCAAGCAAUUUUGGAAAAGUUUGGGGUCCGUUCUGUGAAUGUGAUGACUUCAGCUGCCCUCGCUCUAAAGGACAACUGUGCUCAGGUAAUGGUGAGUGUUUCUGUGGCUCAUGUCACUGUGGCUCUGGAUGGUCCGGUGAGAGCUGUGACUGCUCCACCCGCACUGACACCUGCAUGGGCAGUGGAGGCUUGAUGUGCAGUGGACGAGGUCACUGUGUGUGUGGAGUCUGUAAUUGCACUCAACCAGGAGCUUACGGCUCCACCUGUGAUAAAUGCCCCACCUGCCCAGAUGCCUGCACCAUCAAAAAGGAAUGCGUGGAGUGUAAACACUAUAAAAGAGGAGGGGGUCUCUUUGAGAAGAACUGCAAUCACGUCUGCAGAGAUGAAAUUGUGCUUGUUGAAGAGCUGGGAUUUUUUGAGACGAACGCAGUGAACUGCAGUUAUAAGGACGAGGAUGACUGUGUUCAGAACUUCCAGUAUUAUGAAGAUGCCAGUGGAAAAUCUCUUCUCUAUCUUGUUAAAGAACCAGACUGUCCAAAGGGUGCUGAUGUGUUGGUGGUCGCACUUGCUGUCGUCGGUGCCAUCCUGCUACUGGGUUUGGCUGCUCUCUUGAUCUGGAAACUGCUGAUCACCAUUCAUGACAGGCGUGAAUUUGCAAAGUUCGAAGAAGAGAAAGCCAAGGCCAAGUGGGAAGCGGCUAAUAAUCCACUCUACAAAGGAGCAACCACCACCUUCCAGAAUGUAGCAUAUCGUGGCAGUUAAGAACAACGACUGCUUGUGUCGAGGACAACUACUGAUCUCACAUCUCUGCCAAUCACAGUUGGUAUUACUCAGACUUGUGAUUGGAACUGAAUUGUGCUGACUAAUUCAGAAUGUACCAAAA